Messenger RNA from Bombyx mandarina (wild silkworm), 11408 nucleotides. RefSeq lists its product as uncharacterized. The record is from RefSeq and is a predicted model, not a curated record. Gene Ontology annotation, biological process: cell-cell adhesion; actin cytoskeleton organization. Gene Ontology annotation, cellular component: focal adhesion; cytoskeleton; cytoplasm. Lineage: Eukaryota; Metazoa; Arthropoda; Insecta; Lepidoptera; Bombycidae. Gene Ontology annotation, molecular function: structural constituent of cytoskeleton; actin filament binding; integrin binding.
ACUGUGUUUGUUUGUUGUCUGGAUUACAGUUACAAGCCGUCGAGUUGUUAAGAUUCCCAAACGUCGUUUGGUGCUGAAAAAUGGCGCCGAUUUCGAUAAAGAUCAUUAUGGACGACGGUGCGGUGACAAGGAAAGUGAAGUUCGACAGCACGCUAUCCGUUGCCAAGGCUCAUGAGAUCGUCAAGGAAAAAUUCAAUUUACCAGCCGAUUCUAAAGAUUACGGGCUCUUCCUUCGAUCAGCCGACAAUGACGUCAGCGGGGUUUGGUUGGAUUACAACCGAAACUUGGACUACUAUAUGCUGAGAGAUGGAGACACGCUGGACUAUCUACCUAAGGAGAGAUUACUGAAGGUCAAGAUAUUAGAUGGUACCGUGAAGACGCUGAAGUUGGACCAGUCGAAGCAAAUCGGGGAGCUGAUGAGGGUUAUCUGCGGGAGGAUCGGGAUAACGAACCACGACGAGUACGGACUGUGUUGGAUGGAAGACGAGAAAGUCGAGAAUAAGCCACGGUCUACCGGGACGCUGACUGCGAAGACACUUCAGUCUGGUCGCGACGCGCAGUUUGAGGAACUCAGCAAGAAGCUCCACACUGAUGAUAAUGUCAAAUGGCUCGACCACCACAAGACGCUUCGGGAGCUGUCCUUGGACGAGACCACGCCGUUCCUGCUGAAGAGGAAACUCUUCUACUCUGACAAGAACGUGGACGAAAGAGACCCGAUGCAGCUCAAUCUUCUCUACUUGCAAACCAGAGAUGCAAUACUCAACUUGACUCAUCCGGUCACCGAAAAAGAAGCGAUCGAGUUCGCUGGCAUUCAAUGUCAGAUACAUUACGGCGAUUACCAGGAGGAUCGGUUCAAGCCCGGAUUUAUCUCGAACAUGAACGAAUAUCUACCCUCGCAAUAUUCUGGAUCGUGGGGCGUUGAGAAGAAGAUCAUCAAGGCUUACAAAAAGCACCAGGGUCUGACGCCGUUGCAUGCCAAGUCCCUGUACAUCAAGACAGCCAGGGAUCUACCAACUUUCGGAGUCACCUUCUUCUUAGUAAAAGAGAAGAUGAAAGGUAAAAAGAAGUUGAUACCACGUCUCCUGGGCAUCAACGCUGAAUCCAUUCUGCGCCUAGACGAGACUACGAAAGAAAUCCUGCAAGUUUGGCCCUUGACUCACGUGAAGACCUAUAACGUUGCCAACGCCGAGGCUUUUAUUCUGAACUUCGGCGAAUACAGUGAGGAACCGUACACCGUGAAGACCAGAGACGCCAACCAGAUCAGAGAUAUUCUGGAGGGCUACAUCGAUCUGAUAGGGAAGAAGCUUCUGGCCAAGCACAACUUCAGCAGCUCCGAUAGGAUGAUCAUAACCGAAGAUGAAGUAGCUCCUUCUAAAUUAAACACUAUACAAUACAUUGCUAAUAAUCCUAACAAGAUUGUAGAGCAUUCUUUCGUCGGUCCAAGCAAGAUUAUCUCCUACGAAAAUGCUUCUGAAUGCCGUCAAGGAACCCAGAUCAUGACUGUCCAGAAAAUAUUAACGAUGGGACAAUUGCAGCAACAGCAACAUGCAGUGGUGGGCGAAUUACCCCAACGAGGCGAUAUGUCCAUGGACUGCAUCAGGAAAUUGAAUCGUUUGAAUUCCAACUCGGUCAAGAUGGUUACAUUUCUUACCGAUCCCACUGACGACAACAUAAGGCAGGCCCAAGACAUUUUGCGCACCAUCAAUGAAGAUAAGCCCAUUAUCGUGGAUGGUCUUCGCAAAGCAGCCGAGAACCAGUCGAAUCCGGAAAUGACGAAGAAGAUGUUAGAAGACCUUCAAGAGCUAGAGGAACUAUUGAGAUCGCUCAAUGAAUGCAUGGAACCAAAUAAAUACAAGCUGAGUGAAGCCGACGAAGCGGCAUGCAGGAUUGCGGAUCUUUCCACUCAGAUAUACUUCUCAAUGGAUCCCAGGACCAGGAGAAGGAGUGAUCUUUUAAACAGGUCGCGCAAGAGUUUCAUAGCUGACGAGAAGAUGGACAAAACAUUACGGAGGGCGUCAUUCAUCGCCGCCGCCACGACCACGCUUCACGCUUUGAAUGCAGCGCAAAACGAUAUCGCUAAGGAAUGUGGCGAUCUAGAGUUAACGCCCGUCCAACAGGCGCAAUUGCAAGAGUCUACAUCGGAGAAUGUUAGGAAGCUCAGCGCUGCUGUCGCGUUGUACUUAAUGGCUCACGCAGACCCACAAAUGGUCGAUUACCAAGCGGCCAUUAACUCCUUGAAUAUGAUCAGAGAGCUCGUACCGGAGAUAACUAAAGAUUCUCUCGCUUGGAAAUCCAUGAAGGAUAAUGAGGCAGCAGAAGGAGUGGUCAAGGAUAUAAAUUCACUGUGCUCUAUGACCUCAAGGCUAUGUACGUUUACAGGACCCGAUGAUCACGAGAAAAUGCAGGAGGCCUGUAACGGCUACGCCGAUGUCUCCAGGAAGCUAUUGUGUGCCCUUGGUCGCGGUGGUAAUAUGGACAAAGAAGUUGAGAUCAUAGAUUUAUCCAAAAAUGUUGGAGAUAAAUCUUCGAACUUGUUGGACGCUGUAGACAAACUCCUCGGCGAAGUUCCUGACGAUGAUAGUUCAGCAUCGAAGGAAGUAGCUGACGCUAAGUCCAGAGUAGCUUAUUGCGCGAGGGACCUGCUCGCGUGUGCUCAGCUGACUGCCCCGUCACUUCACGAACCACACUGUCGAAGUGCUCUAAUGGCCGCUUCCGAAGCCCUUUCAUCGUCAGUGCAGCAUUUGGCCCUGGUUUGGAAACCGUUAGUGGAGGACCCGAGUAGAAAUCAUCAUAGAGAGGCCCUGAAGCACAACUCGUUGUUAAUAGCGCGAGCUUUGGACGCUCUGAAGAAUGCUGUCGGAUCUUUAGGCGACAGCGAGAGUUCCGAUACCGGAGAUGAUCAGAAACAGCGUGAAUUAAGAAGAUUGAAGUUCAUCAACAGUGCAGCACAAGCUAAGAAGAACUUGGAGGAUGCCAGGAAUGAGUUAAACGAGCCAGCUAUAUGCCAGUUAAUGAGAGAAGAAGAUGCAGCGAGAUUGCAAAGCGGCCUAGCGGAUAAGUUGGCGCAAUUAAACGCCGCGAUUGCUGCUCUCAUUUCUUCCACAUCAGAUCGUGAUAAUCCUGAUUACGCUACAGCUGAUUUAGCUGUUGGCACAAUCAGCGAGCUACUGCCGCAAGUUGUUUACGACGCUAAAGUGCUAAGCUCGAACAAAAGUCCCGAAGAUUGCGAAGCGUUAUUGGACAGCAUCAGAGCUCUGUGUGACGCUUCCAGGAGCAUUUGCGAGAGCGCCGAACAAGGGAAGAGCCUAAGUGAAGGUGCGGUGCAAUUCGCUGAGGCGUCAGAAAAAAUGGCAUGCCAAACUGACUCCAAUUUUAAUCCGGAUAAAGAGAACAGGAUCAAGGACCUCGUAUCGGAGGCGUGCGCCUCGGCGUCUCAACUCCUGACCAAGGUUCAGCAAUUAUCCGAAACCGUGGGUGGUGAUGUUGGGGAGCAGCUGGACAAAGAAGGAAUAAAAGUAGCUGAUGCCACACAGAAUCUGAUUACAGCUGCACAGUUGACGGCUCCAUUGAUUUCCAAUGCUCGGUGCCAGUCAGCUUUGUUAUCAUCAGUGGACGCCGUGUCGCGAUCGAGCCAACAGCUGCAGAACUGCUGGAGACAACUCCAACACCCUCACGUGGUGUUGCUCGACCACGAUCGCAAGUUGCUGGAAGACAAGCUCGAUCAUAUCAGGAAAGCCUGUCAAGAAGAUCCUAAGGGGCCCAGUGAGCAGCAGCGCCUGCAGUUCAUCAGGACACUUCCUUCAGCCAAACAGAACUUGCAGACUGCUGAAGACUUGAUCUACAAGCCGGUGAGCAAGCGAGUGUCCAGCCGCGACGUGCCGGCGCUGGAGCAUCGUCUGCAGCAGUCGGUGGCGCGGCACAACGCCAGCGUGGCCGACCUCCUCGCCGCCACCGCCGACGGUGAUAAUCCAGACUACGAAAGAGCUGAUGCAGCAAUCAGGAGCAUCACCGAGACGAUGCCUGAGAUGGUAGAAGACGCUAGAGCACUAAGUGCCACUGGAGAUGAAACAAGCAGGAAUGCUCUGUUGGAUCAUAUUAAGGCGCUUUGUGAAGCUACUAAAGCUUUGUGCGGAAGUGUUGAAGACCCUAAGGAGUUCAAGGAGUCCGCUGCCAGGUUGUCGGAAGCUUCACAGAAACUGAAGUUCGUGUUCAGCUCCAACAAGAAUCCCAGGAACCAACAGAAAGAGCAAGAGAUUAUGGACCUGACAUCAUCAGCAUGCGGUGCAGCAUCACAGCUUUUGAGCAAGGUGCAGCAGAUGUCGGUGGAAGUAGGAGGAGAUGCAGGAGAGCGGCUGGACGGAGUGGGAACUAGAGUCGCUGAGACGACUAAGAACAUGCUGACCACUGCACAGUUGACAGCUCCAUCAAUCUCGGAUGCUCGUUGUCAGUCAGCACUACUGUCAUCAGUGGACGCCGUGUCGGGAUCGAGUCAGCAGUUGCAGAACUGCUGGAGACAACUCCAACACCCUCACGUGGUGCUAUUGGACCACGACCAUAAGUUGCUCGAAGACAAGCUAGAUCACAUCAGGAAAGCCUGUCAAGAAGAUCCUAAAGGGCCCAAUGAGCAGCAGCGGCUGCAGUUCAUCAGGACAUUUCCUUCAGCCAAACAGAACUUGCAGACGGCUGAAGACUUGAUCUACAAGCCGGUGAGCAAGCGAGUGUCCAGCCGCGACGUGCCGGCGCUGGAGCAUCGUCUGCAGCAGUCGGUGGCGCGGCACAACGCCAGCGUGGCCGACCUCCUCGCCGCCACCGCCGACGGUGAUAAUCCAGACUACGAAAGAGCUGAUGCAGCAAUCAGGAGCAUCACCGAGACGAUGCCUGAGAUGGUAGAAGAUGCCAGAGCACUAAGUGCCACCGGAGAUGAAACAAGCAGGAAAGCUCUGUUGGAUCGUAUUAAGGCGCUUUGUGAAGCUACUAAAGCUUUGUGCGGAAGUGUUGAAGACCCCAAGGAGUUCAAGGAGUCCGCUGCCAGGUUGUCGGAAGCUUCACAAAAACUGAAGUUCGUGUUCAGCUCCAACAAGAAUCCCAGGAACCAACAGAAAGAGCAAGAGAUUAUGGACCUGACAUCAUCAGCGUGCGGUGCAGCAUCACAGCUUUUGAGCAAGGUGCAGCAGAUGUCGGUGGAAGUAGGAGGAGAUGCAGGAGAGCGGUUGGACGGGGCGGGAACUAGAGUCGCUGAGACGACUAAGAACAUGCUGACCACUGCACAGUUGACAGCUCCAUCAAUCUCGGAUGCUCGUUGUCAGUCAGCACUACUGUCAUCAGUGGAUACCGUGUCGGGAUCGAGCCAGCAGCUGCAGAACUGCUGGAGACAACUCCAACAUCCUGACGUUGUACAGCUGAAUCAGGACUGUAAGCAGCUCGAAGACCAUCUCGAACACGUUAGGAGAGCUUGCAGAAUUCCCAUUGAUGAUACGACUACAGAAAAACAGCUUCCAUCUCGACGAGAGCAACAACGCCUGAAAUUCAUCAGGACUUUACCUUCGGCCAGGCACAAUCUACAAGCUGCCGAAAAUCUUCUUAAUGAGCCGGUGAACAAGCGAGUGUCCAGCCGCGACGUCCCCUCGUUGGAGCAUCGUCUGCAGCAGUCAGUCGCGCGACACAACGCCAACGUUGCCAAUCUCCUCGCCGCCACCGCCGAUGCUGAGAAUCCAGAUUACGAAAGAGCUAACGAAGCGAUCAAGAUCAUAACGGAGACGAUGCCUAUAAUUGUGGAAGAUGCAAAGGCACUAAGUUGUACUCAAGAUGGGGAAAGUAGAAAAGCCCUAUUAGAACGAAUUAAAGCUCUUUGUGAAGCUACCAAGUCUUUAUGUGGUUAUGCUGAAGAUCCGAUGGAAUUGAAGGAGUCUACAUCCAAGUUGUCUGAUGCUUCACAGAAACUCAAGUUUGUGUUCAGCUCCAACAGAGAUCCCACAAGCCUACAGAAAGAGCAAAAGAUCAUAGAUCUAGCAUCAUCAGCGUGCAGCACAGCUUCUCAGAUGCUAAGUAAAGUGCAGCAGAUAUCGGAAGAGAUAGGAGGAGAUGCGGGAAUGACGCUAGACGUGGCUGGAACUAGAGUAGUCGAUUCUACAAAGAACAUGCUGACCACUGCACAGUUAACGUCACCGUCCAUUGAAGAGCCGUCGUGUCGGUCAGCCUUACUCGCGGCGGUCGAUGGAGUCUCCAACUCGAGCCAGGAGUUGCAAGAUUGCUGGAAACAACUUCGUCAUCCCCAAAUAGGGGUAUUGGAUUACGAACACAAACUCUUGGAAGAUGAACUGGAACAAAUCCGGGUCGCUUGCCAAGAUGCCGACCUGCAAGAGCCUACUAAAAUACCCAUAACGGAAAAGCCGAAGGUACUCCAGAAGCCAUCUUCAAUCAAACCUGGUAUUGCGACUAAACCAAGUUUGAAAACCAAGCCGCUUACUGGCCCAGUUGUGAAGACCGGCGACGGAAGUGUUGAUAAACUUCGGGAAAAUCAGUUGAAGUCUCCGGUGGCAGCGUCACACGUACAGUCAUCGAGCGUGAAUGCAGACCAAGAGAAACUUCUCGAAAGACUCAAGACGACUGUAGAUGAAGCGAAUAAAAAAAUACGAGAAGUGGAAGAUAAAAUAAAACAGGCAAACGAGUUUGGCGAGGUCAAGCCUUUGUUGAAUAUUAGCUCAAGUGAACUCUCCAAUAAGAAAAAGAAAAUCCAGGACAACUUAGCGUUAGCGAGUGUUCAAGUGGCGUCUUUGGUGGCUGUAAAUUAUGCUGAUAAAAUAGAUUAUGAGACGGCACAGAAAUCCAUAAAAUCAUUACCGCAACUGACUUCUGAUAUCGUACAGGAUGGAAUAUUAACCAGUAACACGUUGAAGACUGACGCAAGAAAAGCAUUUCUGGAUGACAUGCUGAAUUAUUGCGAAGCUACGAAGCAACUUUGUGAUACCGCCAAAAAUGAUAGAGGGAAAAUCAAUGAAGCUGCCAUCGAUUUUGGUGAUAAGUCCACCAAAUUACUGUACAGUAUCAGCUGUGAUGCUGACCCGGCUUUGGAAAAGGAGAUAAUAAGCCGCGCCAAGCAAAUAGGCGACAGCGCGUCCCGUCUAGCCAUGGCUGCCGCGCACUUCGCUCAGGACUGGAGUGACGGUGGCGUCAAUCUGCAGAACAUAUGCGACGGCGGAGCCAAUUGCGUGGAUGCAGUCGGGAAACUAGUCUACACUUCUAAACUCGUAUCUCCAACAAUCAACAAUAAGUACAGCCAAGAAGCCCUGAUUACUUCCGCUGAUGUGGUUUCCGAACACCUCAAGACGUUCUCUAGCGUCUGGAAGCCACUAUCCAGCGACCCUCGUCAGGCCAAAGACGUCUACAAACUGAACGAGGAGGCCCAAAAUCUAGAAAAACUUCUGGAAGACUUAAGGGGAGAUGUGAAAGAUGGAAAGAUAGCGAAAGCCCGGGAAGAAGAAAAGCUGGUCAUAGAAAGCUCUCCACUCAGACAACUGAGCUGUGAAAUCUUGAGUGGAGCUUUGAAAUCAUCCGAAUGUAUGGAGCUACCUGUAUCAAUGAGGCAGAAAUAUAAGGACUACGCUUACAACCUCAAAAAUGCGUUGAAGGACUUAGAUUUAGCCAACGACAGAUAUCGCAGAGCACCUUAUGACACCGAUCGCGCUAUCGAUUUGGAGAGUGCCAUUGAAAAUAUGAAGAUCUCCCUGCUACAAACUAGACCUAAAGUAAAUGAUGCGGAGAGUAGCAACGUAGUGGAUAUAAGGGACUUCUUGCAAGAUCUAACCAUUGAAGCGGACAAGUUAACUGAAAGAGCAUCGGAAAUUCACUCAGAGUGUGACCACGAUAAUAUAGAAAAAAUAAAAGAAAAUUGUCACGAGAUAUCGUCGAAAGCGUUCGAGCUGAUGCACGAAGGAAACCAGGACGGAGAAGUCUUAGAGCAGUUCGGAGAAGAAUGCAAUGACCGUAUCAAAACAUUACGAUCAGUUCUGGAGAAAUGCCAAGACCAGAAAACGAAGGAGCUUGAGCAUCGACUUGAAGCUUUGGAGGAAAGUUGCAAGUUAUACUGGUUCGCAGCCAAGUGCAAUUUGUCCACUGCCCGAAGCGCAGCCUUAGAUGCGACAUUGAACGAUCUGAACGAUAUCCAACGACGCGUCAUCAAAACUCUGUUACCUGCUAAUGAAGUCCAGGGCGCCGUCACCAUGCGUAAGCGACCACCGGUGCCUCCGAAGCCGCAGAUGAAAGCCAAGCUGUCGGGUGCUGUAGCUGCAGCAGCGAAACAAGCCAGCAAUUCAGAGCACCUGGCUGCGGCCUUUACUGAUUACAUUGCUGAUAUAGCUAGCUCUGAUUACGGAAGUAAUGGAGAAAAAAGAGAUCUACUCCUAGCCCAUCUAUACAAAUUGGUGGAUCUCAUGAAGAUACUCUCUCUGACCGUCAACAAAAGAGUUGCGACAUGGCAACCAGUUGAAGAUCCCGAAGUGAGCCGUAUUACCGAACAAAUCCUACGGGAAAUUGAGAAUCCCGAAAGUAAAUUUUCCGCAGCCGAGUCCUCGACACAGAACCAACUGUUCAGCGCCGACAACGCCUACCAGAUGUUGUUGCCCAACGACAAAAUAAAGAUCAUUGACGAACAGAAAUUGAACAAGAAACUUCAUCAGUAUUCGUCAAAGCUAAGCGGGACGUGCACCGAUAUUCUCCAGAGUCUGUCCCAGCCCUCAAGUCUGCCGCAAGUCCUGGCUGGUGCCGUCCACAGCGCUGCACAGCUGGGGGACGUCGCACGUGCUCAUAGGACGAAGGAUCCCGUACACAACUCCAGAAUUGAAGACGCAAUACAGGAUUUGUCCUUCGCCACUUAUAAUGUCCUUAAGACCGCCGAGUAUGCUAGUCGGGAUCUCGAUCAUCCAGUAAGCAGAAGACGACUUCUGGAUGCCUUACGCCAACUGAACGAAAGCAUCAAUACGCUGGUUCGAUGCUGUUCCCCCGGACCGAGCAGCGAGAUGACUCGAAUGAAAAGGCAUCUACAACUGCAGACCUCUACCAGCCAGUUCCAGCACCCAACAUGCGGAUUGCCGUAUCUACACUGCGUUGAUGCUUUGAACAAUCAGAAGGAUGUUUUAUCGAAAUUGAAAAACGAGGAAGCUAUGCCGCGUGACGAGCUUAUCAAGGACCUUGGCUACAUCACCUCGGCCGUGUGCAACAGUUCCGAAUACUUCCAGCAAUGCGCUUACUUGAUGUCGAUAUCAGAACAGGAUUUGAGUGCAGCGAAGGAAGGAUUGGUCGAUAUACGAAAAAUUCAGAAAUCCAUCGGGGCUGUCCGCGACUCUUGCAUACGCCUCAUUAGAACCGAACAUAUUGAUGAUAUCAAAGAAGACAUACCGAAGUUGAAGAAUCAAAUGAAAGAUCUUACGCAAUCUUUGACUGAAGCCCAGGACAAGAUCAAAGACGAGAAGCUGUCGAAGGAUUUGGCUCAAUCAAAGACGGAAGUAGAUUCUAUUUUUGGUGCCAUUUGUCGGGCUUUGGAUAAAAAUGAAGAGACGAAAAUAGCACCUCUCACAAUGGAUCUUAUGAGUGUAUUGAAGAAUACUGAUAAUAUAAUUGAAAAUCCAGCCUUGAUUCCAACACCAAAGACUUUAUCUGCCGACACGAGACAAAGAUGUGAAGAAAUCUCCAAUAGCUCAAAGGUUCUUCUCAGUAUCACCCAAGAUCUGGUUGACGAGGUAUCUCGAAGUCCCGAGGAGCCGGAGAUGAUGACCUGGGUCAUGUUUGGCAGCAACUCAAAGAAAGUGCUCAAAGCCUUUGAUGAGCUCCUUAAAACUGUACAAAUCAACGGUCAACGCGCUGGUAUAAUUUUAGGAUCCCCUGAAGACACAUCAGAGAUUUCUGAUUCUCCAGUCAAGAGCUUCCUCGAUACGCAAUUGGAGAUUGCCAACAAAUGGCUGAACAAGCCAACGUGUAAGGCUGCUACCAAGUCGGCUGGACAGAAAGCGGCCAAAACGAUCAUCGAUGUUGCUGAAAAGAUGGCAGAAGAUAUGACCCCCGCAGAAAAGUUGGAAUGGAAACAGAUGUUCCACGAAACGGAUGUAUUGCUUAACGACUGCUGCCAAAGAUACGACCAAGAGAAGUACAGUAUAUUCAGUCACCGCCUUAAGGACUUAAAGAAGUUGAUAGAGCGCGGUGUCGUUACGAGGGUGGUGGAAGAUUUUAUGGACCAGGAGGAACCUCUCGCAGAUCUAGAUAUAUUAGUGGAUUCUGAAAAAGACGAAAAGAAACGUCAAUAUUUGCUCGAAAAGAAAAUAGCUGAACUCCUGGCCCAACUAGGCAGAGUGACCAGGACUGCGCGGUUCGUGGCGGACACAGGCACCGGGGACCAGGCGCUGACUGACCAACUCAAGCAGUGCAGCAAUCAGACUGAACUGUUGGCUCCAAUGUUGGUGAAGGCAGCCCAAGAGAGAUUGGCCAAACCCAAUGAUCAAGCUAUUAUAGACAACUACAAGUCGAUGUUGGCGCAGUACGCCGAGUCCGUUUCCAAAGUCCGGGACCUUUGCGAUCAGGCUGUGGACCCAAUGGAGUUCGUCCAGACCGCUGGUGAGACUAUGCAGCGUUUGAGAGAAGAAUCGGCUCUAACCAAUGACACAUUGAAGGGCGCCCAAACAUCAUAUGUCAUUUCAAAGUUGGGCGGGCGCGUUAUAUCGGUGACCAUGAAGUCUAACGACGUCCGUGACGACCCGGAAUUGGCGGCGGCGCUACGUGUCCUCACGGCCGCCGCCGCCCCCCCGCGCGCCAGCCGCCUCCCGGACUGGAAGGAUGCCACCGCUCAGAUUCUCCGGACGACUGGCGAAGUGGAAUCCAUGCUUGGAGGCGAAGGGAUAUUUAAGAAACAGCCGGAACCAGACCAGCCUAUAUACAGCGUGGCGUUGGAUCUCCACACGGCGGUGCGGGGCUGGUCGUCACGCGACAACGAGAUCGUGGGCGUGGCCAAACGUAUGGCCGUGCUGAUGGCGAAGCUGUCCGAGUAUAUGAACACAGAUAAGAAGCGUAAUUUGCUAAUUACGUCUAAGAAGAUUGUCGAGGAGUCCCACGAGGUCGCUUAUCUGGCGAAGAAGCUAGCCGGAGAAUGUACCGACGUCAGAAUUAAGACAAACUUGCUGAACGCAUGCGAGAGAAUCCCAACGAUUAGCGCUCAGUUGAAAAUGCUGACGACAGUGAAAGGAUCCUCGCUAGGACGACAAGGCACAGAAGAAGACAAAGAAGCCAUGAACAUGUUGGUCGGCAAUGCCCAGAGCCUUAUGUUGAGCAUCCAAGAUGUGGUGAAGGCCGCAGCGAGUGCGUCAGUCAAGAUAAUGUCCCAAACCGGACCGAGGAUCAAAUGGGUUCGCAAAACCUAUUAUUAG